Molecule: messenger RNA, 1104 nt
Organism: Cornus florida
Lineage: Eukaryota; Viridiplantae; Streptophyta; Magnoliopsida; Cornales; Cornaceae
Product: MYB-like transcription factor EOBII
Exons: 3
Coding region: 286-1104 (272 amino acids)
Biological process (GO): regulation of DNA-templated transcription
Cellular component (GO): nucleus
Molecular function (GO): DNA-binding transcription factor activity; sequence-specific DNA binding
Source: RefSeq, a predicted model, not a curated record
GUUUGGAAUAUAUAAGAUUGUGACGUUUUGUGAUACGGUGACUAGGAUUUAGAUGUUACACUUGGUUGAUUGUGGUUGGUCACAAAUCUGCAUAGAGCACAAUUUGGUGACACCUGUGUGAAAAAUUGGGGGACAAUAGAGUACUUGUUCUGUAAUAGAGAGCUAGAGAGAUUUUUUUUUUUUUUUUUUUGAAAGAUUGAGUGGGAAUGAGAUCACUAAGUUGCUAAAAAGGACUUGAAGUGACUGGUGUUGUGGGAGGGGUAUAUAUAUAGAAGUGAAUCUGUGAUGCAAUUUGUGUCAUACAUAUUGGAGACAAAUAUAAUAUAUUCUACGAGUGAUCGAAGUUCGAAUAUGGUUGGGCUGAUGGGUUGGGGAGCUCCGGAGCAAGGGUGGAGGAAGGGACCAUGGACACCCGAGGAGGACAAGUUGCUUACUGAAUUCAUAAGCAUCCAUGGAGAGGGAAGGUGGAGUUCUGUCGCUAGGUCUACAGGAUUGAAUAGGAAUGGGAAGAGUUGCAGGCUGAGGUGGGUGAACUAUCUAAGGCCAGGUCUUAAGAGAGGCCAAUUAACACCUCAAGAGGAAGGCAUUAUUAUUGAACUACAUGCCCUGUGGGGUAACAAAUGGUCUACUAUUGCUCGAUACUUGCCUGGAAGAACCGAUAAUGAGAUAAAGAACUACUGGAGAACUCAUUUCAAGAAGAAAGGGAAGCCCUCUCAAAGGCAAGAGAAGAGAAGAGCUCGAGUUCUUCUGGAGACACAACAGCAGCAAGAAGAUGACAUAAAUAAUAAGGUGUUGUUACCUCAUGAAGAAGCUGUGAGCGACGAGAAGAAGACCGAGGCACAAGGCCAGGAAGAGAUGGUUGCCAUGUACUCUACUGUGAAGGAUCCAUGCUUGCCUGUGAUGUAUCAAGAUGUUACACCGUGGUUCGACGCCAUCAUGGAGGAUGGCUUAUGGAGUGACUUGUGGAACCUGGAUGAUGCACAGGCUCAUUUGGACCAAGGAAGGGAAGGUGAUAACAAGAUGACCACCCAAAAUCAAGCCACUGCCAAUUAUUAUGGAGAUGAUCAUAUAAUUAACUGGUAUAAUGGAGGGUACAAUUUUUAA